Schistosoma guineensis is the source of this 1406-nucleotide messenger RNA. NCBI's taxonomy places the organism in Eukaryota, Metazoa, Platyhelminthes, Trematoda, Strigeidida, Schistosomatidae. The record is from the annotation of a GenBank genome assembly.
CUUGAACUGCUUGACUAGAGGCGGUCAUUCCGUAUUUCAAUUGCCGUGGGUUGGUUGGAUUGCAUGAGUACCAAGUUUUUUCAUAUAUAAGUCAUGUUAUGCUACAUAAAAAAGCACGAAAUAAAUACCAAAACCAUUAAUUUAGCGUUCUCUGUUUUGUAGUGUACACGUUGGCUCUGUUGUUGCUUUAUAAUUUGAUCUUUGAUCCCAACAACUGUAGUAAAGCUCAACGAAAUGUCAAGUCACAGUGCUUCAUGCUCAAGUGACAUUUCAGUCGACCUAACCGAUGCCUUUCGAAGUAUGAUACUGAACAAGCGUUUCGUCUUGUGGGAUGAUUUUGAAAGCGCCUUAAAAGAGUUCCAAAAAGUAUGGAAUUAUAAUUUUAUCGCUUCUCAGACUACUUAUACUCGUUACAUCCACACAGAAAGCAGAUUGCUGAAGGAUGUCAGGUUCAAAUACCUGUUUGUAUCGUUUAAUUGUACGUUUGGUCAUAAGAGGAAAUCGGAAGGUUUGAAAGUGAGGCAAAAAUCGUCUAAAUUCCGUAAUUGUCGAUCUAAAUUUCGUGUAAGACUAGAGGAGCAAGGAUAUGUCAUCAAAUCCUACAACAUGCUCCACAAUCAUCCAUGUGGUAGUUCAUGGAUGGUAUGUGAUCCAUUGACAAGGAGAUUAUCGUCAGAAGAAAAAGAGAACUUGAAGCCCGUAAUACUUCACUGUGAGUCAGCAGAUGAAGUUAUCGAAAGCAUUAAGGAGAGAACUGGUAAGCAAGCAACUGCUGCCGAUGUCAAAGGUAUGAAAGCUACACUCUCCACUGAUAAGUGUAUAUAAAUAUAUUUCAGGUUGUUUUACUCGGAGCCAGGUAAUGGAUAUGCUUAGACAGAGAGGCGAAGUGAAGGAACAUUUAGAAAAUGGAUAUGCCACUAGAAUAUGUUUCAGUAGUUCUAACCAAAUACAACUGUACAGAAAAUAUCCAGAAGUUGUGUGCAUUGAUUCUACGUAUAAUACUAAUAAUAAAAAGUGAAUAUGUUUAUCGUUGUAUUUUACUAUGUAGAUAUUCCUUAUUCCAGUUAGUAGUGACGGAUAAUUGCGGUCGAGGUCGAACUGUAAUGUUUGCAUGGACUCGAAGGGAAAAGCGUGCUGAUGUUAUAUGGAUUCUAGAUCAAUUCAAAGAGAUAAUGGGGGAUACAAUGUUGACUGAAACAUUUGUGAUGGACUGCGCAAGAUGUGAAAGCGCGGCUGUCCGUAUGACACACGGACAUGCAACGCAUCAUUGAGAAGUAUGGUGAACGUUUCGCAACGGAAGUUGAGAAGAAGGUGGACAAUUAUUACUUAAGAAUUCUUAAUACCAACUUGUAAACUUGAUUUUCUGCUUUAGCAGCAAUGAUUAUUCAAUAAACUGUCAUAAUUUU